AUGCGAACAACUGUCCUUCUCGGAGUGGCCGCUUUGGUCGGAGUUGCUUAUUGGUGAGUCUAACAAUAUUAUGAGCCCGAGGUCAUCAUCCGAGUUCUCUUUCAGUGGUGGAUAUGGCGCUCAGGCCUACGGAGCCGGCGGAUACGGAAGACCGAACCAAUAUGGAAGCGGGUACAAUGAGGGUUUCAGCAACGGAGGUGGAUUCAACAAUUACAAUAAUGGAUUCGGUAAAUGAACACUAUUUCAUCAUCAGAGUCUGAACUUCAAGAAAUUUUAGGAAACAACUACAACAACGGACCACAACCAUUCGACAACAGCUACAACAGACCAUACGGAGGAGGAGGAGGAGGAGGUGGAUACGGAAGACCAUCCGGAUACGGAGCUCCACCACCACCGCCACCGCCGCCGCCACCACAACCAGAGCCAGUACCGGAGCCAGUUGCGGAGCCAGUGCCAGAGCCAGUCCCAGAACCAGUACCAGCUCCAGAACCUGUACCUGAGCCAGUUGCCGAACCGGUGCCAGAGCCAGUUGUCAAGCCGUAUAACUCCUACGCGCAACCGACAAACAGCUAUGUGCGACCAUACGGAAAGUAA
Caenorhabditis sp. 36 PRJEB53466 is the source of this 594-nucleotide messenger RNA. The record is from the annotation of a GenBank genome assembly. NCBI's taxonomy places the organism in Eukaryota, Metazoa, Nematoda, Chromadorea, Rhabditida, Rhabditidae.